This is a messenger RNA of Oncorhynchus kisutch (coho salmon), 2208 nucleotides long. RefSeq names its product perforin-1. The record is from RefSeq and is a predicted model, not a curated record. The coding region runs from base 120 to 1904 and encodes 594 amino acids. Gene Ontology annotation, molecular function: wide pore channel activity. NCBI's taxonomy places the organism in Eukaryota, Metazoa, Chordata, Actinopteri, Salmoniformes, Salmonidae. The transcript has 7 exons. Gene Ontology annotation, biological process: immunological synapse formation; defense response to virus; T cell mediated cytotoxicity. Gene Ontology annotation, cellular component: membrane; membrane attack complex.
AGUGAUUCCUUCAGUCAGUCAGUCAUCACACAGACAGACAGACGGACAGGUCAGGACACUCCAUUGUUCUAGGAGUUGAUUUUCAUCAACCUCAUCAUUACCAAGAGAUUGUGAUUGAUAUGUCAGGCAUACAGACUACUCUGGUGACCCUGCUAUGGCUGUGGGGAUGGUGGCUGACCCCCGUUCUGCCCGCGUGCACCACGGGCCGGCCAGCAAGGUGCAAGGCUGCCAUGUCAGCUCCUGGUACCAACCUGGCGGGCGAGGGUUUCAACAUUGUCACCAUGGAGCGCAAGCAGGCCUAUGUUGUUGAUGUGGACAACUGGAAGACCCCAAAUGGAGCCUGUACCCUCUGUGUUAACCCUUUCAUGGAGGGCCAGACUCAGAGGCUGCCCGCAGCUGUGGUGGACUGGCGUCCCUUGCAUCAGUGUCACAUGAAGUUGUCCAGCAUUGUCUUCGACUCCAGCGAGUCGUUUGUGAGCAGCAGCCAGACAGAUGUGGACGGCAGUUGGCAGAUUGGUCUGGACGUUAAUAUCCCCAAUGCUAAUGGGUCGGCCAUGGUGGGGGGUACCCACUCCAGAGCUGCCAAGACGGUGAUGAGCCAGUCCAAGAAGGACAAGUACAGCUUCAUCAAACAGGAUAUACACUGCUCCUAUUACAGUUACCGCCUGAUAGAGGACCCUCCCCUGCACCCCGAGUUCUCUCGCUCCCUGGGCAUCCUGCCCCCCCUCUACACCGACCAGACCAAGGCUGACUACAAUCGUUUCCUCGCGACCUUCGGUACCCACUAUAUCCGGAAGGUUAAACUGGGGGGGCGGGUGAAGGGCGUCACCUCACUGCGCGUGUGCAAGGCGGCCGUCAAUGGUUACAACGAGAACGAGAUCAAGGACUGCCUGGAGGCCGAGGCCUCUGUCGCCACCAACUGCGGAACAGCCGAAGCCAAUGCAGAGACAAAGUUCUGCAAGAGUGACCUCAAAAAACGUAACACCAGUGACACCUUCAGCAGUACCUUCAACGAGAGGUUUACCGAGGUGGUGGGGGGACAGACGGACGGAACGCCCGACCUGCUCUUCUCCAAGAUUGGUGAAAACUCCAAGGCCUUCGCUGAUUGGGCAAGUAGCCUGAAAACCAUACCUGAUAUCAUCAACUACUCUCUCCAUCCUCUCCACCUAUUGGUGAAAAAGGCCAGCAAGAGGGCGGGGCUGAAGAAGGCCGUCGAGGACUACAUCCUGAAACACGCCCUGUUCAAGCACUGCUCUGGGAAGUGCAAGGGAAGCUCCAGGUCCAGUACCCAUGACUCCUGUCAGUGUGUGUGCCAGACCAGUAAGGAGAUGACCAGCCAAUGCUGCCCACAGGAGAAGGGCUUGGCUCACCUUACCGUCACCGUGAAGAAAGCCAGGGACCUCUGGGGAGACACCACCUCCCAGACCGACGGCUUUGUCAAGGUGCUCAUGGGAAAAGACGUCAAGCAGACCAGGGUGAUCCAUAACAACGACAACCCCAUGUGGAAGGAGGUCUUCAAAUUUGGGACAGUCAAGCUCUCCCUGGCCAGCGAGCUCAAGUUCACUGUAUACGAUGAAGACAAUUGGUCGAACGAACUCCUGGGGGAAUGCAAAGUACAGCCCGUCAAAGCUGGGAUUCACGACGAUAUGUGUCCCAUGAGUCACGGCAGCCUGUUCUACUCCUACAAGGUCGACUGCGCCCCAGGGCUUCGGGGCCACACCUGUGGGGAGUACGCCCCUUCCGGGAUGAACUCUGACCUCUCUUACCUCUAUACCUCCCGCAACGCCCUGAACAUGACUCAGGAACUGCUGGCUCACAUCCGGAUGGGCCAGCCCCUAGGAGACCCUUUGACCUUCUUGGUGAAGCAGAGGGAUAAUGAUCACCCUGCCCUCAGUGACCCGUGAUCAAAAUACAGUGCCUUGCGAAAGUAUUCAGCCCCCUUGAACUUUGCGACCUUUUGCCACAUUUCAGGCUUCAAACAUAAAGAUAUAAAACUGUAUUUUUUUGUGAAGAAUCAACAACAAGUGGGACACAAUCAUGAAGUGGAACGACAUUUAUUGGAUAUUUCAAACUUUUUUAACAACUCAAAAACUGAAAAAUUGGGCGUGCAAAAUUAUUCAGCCCCCUUAAGUUAAUACUUUGUAGCGCCACCUUUUGCUGCGAUUACAGAUGUAAGUCGCUUGGGGUAUGUCUCUAUCAGUUUUGCAC